Sitophilus oryzae (rice weevil) is the source of this 858-nucleotide messenger RNA. RefSeq names its product pre-mRNA-splicing factor Syf2. The record is from RefSeq and is a predicted model, not a curated record. Lineage: Eukaryota; Metazoa; Arthropoda; Insecta; Coleoptera; Curculionidae. The transcript is spliced from 3 exons. Gene Ontology annotation, cellular component: Prp19 complex; post-mRNA release spliceosomal complex; catalytic step 2 spliceosome. The coding region runs from base 108 to 788 and encodes 226 amino acids.
AGUUGUCACUGUCACCCAUAUCCCAUAUUUACAAAAUCUGUUUGAUAAAUGGGAAAUUUUGUUUUUAAAGUUGCUUUUUAUCUGUUUUUAUUAAACUUUGCGUGAAAAUGAGUACAGCUACAACCAGCUUUGCCGAACAACAAAAAGAACGGAUGAAGAAACUCCGUGAACUUCACAGAUUGAGAAACGAAGCGAGAACACAUAACCAUCAGGAAGUUAUUGCGGAAGAUGCAAGAAAUAAGAUGCCUCAGAAUUGGGAGGCUCGAAAGCGUAGAGCGGAGUGGAUUUUAAACGAUCAAAAAGAUCGCGAAGAAGCCAGUCAAAAGGGUGAAGAUUAUGAUCGAUUAAAAUUGUUGAAUGUAACUGCAUUGGACGCAGAUAGGUUAGAGAAGAAGAAAAAGAAAAAGAACCCUGACACUGGGUUUUCCGAUUUUGAAGCUGCUACAGUUCGACAAUAUAAUCGGUUAGUCAAGACUAUGGCUCCAAAAGAUAUGGAAAGAUAUGAGGAGCAAAAGGAGAAGUACGGAGAUGCUUUUUAUGCAGGUCCAAAUACAAUUGUUCACGGUUUACAUGAAGAUCGUCCAGAGGCUGUUGAUAAUUUGGUUAAAAGUGUUGAAGAUCAAAUUGCCAAAAGAAGCAAAUAUUCAAGAAGGAGAAUGCAUAACGAUGAUGCAGAUAUCGACUACAUUAACGAGAGAAACUCCAAGUUUAAUAAGAAACUGGAUAGGUUUUAUGGAGAACAUACAGCAGAGAUUAAACAAAAUCUUGAAAGGGGAACCGCUGUUUAGACACACAUUUUUAUUCUUUGUUACUAUUUUCUGUAAGUGUGAUUUAUAAUAUAAUUUUAUGCUUAUUUAU